Messenger RNA from Colias croceus (clouded yellow), 1667 nucleotides. Its product is annotated as mitochondrial potassium channel-like. The record is from RefSeq and is a predicted model, not a curated record. The transcript has 6 exons. The coding region runs from base 99 to 1184 and encodes 361 amino acids. NCBI's taxonomy places the organism in Eukaryota, Metazoa, Arthropoda, Insecta, Lepidoptera, Pieridae.
UUGACAAAACCUAAUCUAAAUGAUCAAUGAUGAAAUCAAGUCCGUAAAAAUAGAAGUUUCCAUAUUUUAUAAGUUAAAAUAAGUACAAGAAUGAAAUCAUGGCUGAUCGGCUGCGGAAGAUCGCACAACAAGUCAAAGACAAGGUUCAGUUUGCACAAGUAAACGUUAGUAGCCGUGAAAAAGUCGAUCAAUUAAUAACAAAGUAUGCCCCGGCGGAACGCGUAGCAGCUAUUGCCGAAAAAUUCAAACAACAAACUUUAAUGUCCAAAGCGAGAGAGAUUGUGUCCAAGUAUGAGAAAUUUACGGGUAUUGAAGAGAUUAUGGCUAUCCAGAACACAGUGGUCGAAGCGCAGGAGCGAUUCAUAGGUGCCCAAGACAGACGCAGGGAGCUCGGCCGAGAGCUAGCCACGAUAGAAGCCAGGUUGAAAGAGCUACAUGCCGAAAUGCAAAACACUAUGAAGGGAGACGAGAAAUACUUACAGCUGUGUACAGAAGAACAUAAGCUGAUAAUCCAAGAGCGUGCAGCGCGAACUCUCUUCUCAGAAGCGGAGAGAGAGGAGAGAGAGUUGUUCGCGACGAUGUCAGCGGCUGUGAAACUGGGACAUGAGAGAGAGAGAGCUCACGCUGAGAGAAAUAAGUAUUGGUACAUUGUGGCGUCGAUUUUCGGCACAGUGCUCGGCAUAGCCGGUUCGACCAUAAACAACAGACUCAAAAUGGCGGAAUUCCGCGACAUGAUGGAACAGCAAAUGGCGCGCAGUGCUAGCGUGCUCUACACUAUAGCGGGCGGUGGCUCAGCUAGUAGAGCUGAUAUAAGCGAGGCUAUGAAGACCGAGUUCGCUUAUCAGGAACAACUCGCACACAAUCUAACUUUGAUGCAGGAUAAUAUAAAUAAUCUAGUCAGCAAGCAAUCUUCUUUAAUAGAUCACCUAAACCACCAAGAGCACGUGUUCGAAACGCAAAUACGCGAUCUAAAAAGGUUGAUAGUGGCCUCCGCGCAAACUAGCGCGAAAUCUGACGCCGAAAUUGCGAAAGCAUUGUCUGUGGUACAUCAGGACUUGGACGAUGCGGACAAAGAGCGGGAAAAACCACCGGUCGUUCUAGAAUCGAAUCAAAUUCUAACGGCCAUUGGUGUCAUAAUGUGCGUAGUUGUCAUUUUCGGUAACAUUUUCGGGCGCGUAAGUUGAUUUUUUAAUCGUGAAAAAUCAAGGCGAUCGUUUAUUUUUAUUGACAAUUGGCGAUUCGGAAUAAUAUUGUAUUACUUUGUGAUAUUGUUAUUGGGCGUAUUUUUAACGUAACUUAAUAAUUUAUACCGACAUUGCAGUCUAUACGUGGGAUUAUUAAAAAAAAAAACAAGACAAUACAUACAUAAAAAUGAAAAUAAGUCUUAAGCCAUGGGGAUUUCUUGUACUUAUAUCAUAAUAAUUAUACCACCUUCAAAUAUUUUUUAUGUAUUAAAAAUUUACCGUUUCCUUUUCUAUAACUCUUACAGACUGACUACAGUAACAACUGUCCGCUUUUUAUGUUAUCUGUACUCCACUAAUAUGUAAAUAGGUAAAAUAUUAAUUAUACUUGCAACUUUAUAAAAUGGGUUAUUUUUAUAUUUAUGUGUAAGGAUACGGCUUCUGUUUUGUUACUGAUUUAGCACAAUAAAUUAUUAUUAAUCGUUU